UUCUACAGUAAGGCUACUGAAGUCAUACAAAAAGAUGUGGGCCUGUGACCACUUGGCAGCCUCAGAUGAAUGAACCCGGUGACACUGGACCCGCGACCACUGACGCGCGUGCAUGGGCGUCGCUGGCUCCCCUGAUGACGAGAGGAGGAGCUCACCGGAGCGCAGCGGCGGAACAGAUACACAAAUCCUGUCGGUACUGGUAACCUGUUCACCAUGUGGCACCGGCAGCGCGCGCUCAGGUGCCUCCGCAUCGCUCUGGUCUUGAUGGUGCUGCUGUUGCGACCCGGCCCCGGGCGCGUGGCGGAGCUCGCGGAGGCGGCAGAGUACUCCAGCAAAACCGACUUGGACUACGAGUUCGGAGACUACCGGGGCAAGUGGUGCAUCGACGACCACGGGUUCGUCUACGGUAUCGGAGAGCUUUAUUACCCGGGCCCCACGGCAUGUCCAUGCACGUGCACCGUGGACGGUCCCGUGUGCAUCCAGCCCAAGUGUCCACAUAUCCACCCCCGCUGUACGCGGAUCAGGUAUAAGGGAUGCUGUCCGGUGUGCGAGGCUAUGGCCAGGGUCUGUGUCUACGGGGGCAAAACGUACCGGCUCCUAGAGGAGUUCAGGUUGUCGAGGUGUGAGCGAUGUCGCUGCGAGGCCAACAGAGAGGUGUACUGCAGCAUUUCAAACUGCCCUGCCCCUCACUGUGUCAACCCCACCUACGAACCCAGCCACUGCUGCCCCAUCUGUAAGACUGGUCCCAACUGCUUUGCCGGGAACAGGGUGAUCCCAGCGGGGGAGCGUGUGAACAUUGACGAGUGGACAGUCUGCUACUGCACCUACCGGGAUGGUGCGUGGCACGCCCACCCCCACGCCACCUGCGAGCAGCGCGCCAAACCCAGCCCGACACCCAGCGCCCGCAGUGAUCCCCCCGCGGACGAGGACACCAGGGGGAGGCCGUAUAUUCCCAGACUGGAUGCAAUACCAUAAAGCUUGUGCAAUAAACGUCUCACUGAGGCAGAGCCGCUCUGCAGGUGCACACAAGUUCUAACUUUAUCUGUUAGUGUCAGCAGACACACUGGACUUCAAUAUACAGACAGGUGACAAAUGAAAGGAAAAACCUGAAUACCUUAGUGGUGUCCUACAGCACGACACUUACCCUGAAAAUGAUGUGAUGUGUUAACUUUGUUGGCCCUCACUAGGCCAGUUUCUCUAACCCCAAAAUGGAGCAGUGUGGCAUUAAGACAGCCUUUGUGAUCACAUAUCCUGUUAAUUGUUUGUGUCCUUUAUUAAGCAAAUAUGCAAAGAUCCCCUGUUUUGUAUUAUUGUAAAAAUAAUAUAUUGAGGUGUUGGACUCUGGGGCAAACUGCUUCUUGUUUUUUCUUAUUUUGUUCUAACAUUCUACUUAAUAAAUGAUCAUUAGAUUGGUAAUAGGCAUUAGCUGCAGCUCUCAGAUGCAUGAAGAGGAAUUAACUAUGAAGAUGGAUGAAUUGCCCCACAUCGAUGGGAACAUCAAUGUAACAGGCCACCUUUCUGUGGGUAAAUAUUAACUCAGUGUAUCGGAAGCUGUCAUUUCCUACUCAGUUUAUACUUUCAUACAGCUUUGUGACUUAAUCUAUCUGAAGUCCAGAAUGUACAGUAGGUGAUAUACAGUAAGUAACUGAGGGAAAACAAAUGUUGGGUGCAGGUAGUGGCCUGGUUUCUCUCCAAGGCCCUGCUGAUCUCCAUCUGCAAGCAGAGAAGCAGAAAAAAAGUCUGUGCUUCUGGUCUUGUGGUAGUAUUUAAAUGAAGUAAUGGAUACAACAUUAAAGUGCCAAGUCUUAUUUGAGUAGAAGGAACAGUGAGGGGGCCCUUUGAACACAUUUAGCCCCUUUCUGUUUUUGAGUCUUGUUGCUGAAUGGUUGAGCUUCUGGACAUGAAGUAUCCUCCAGGACACUGACAGGGAAGCGUAUGUCUAUAUCCUUUCUCCACUUGCUGUGCAGUCAUAAAGGGCUUUUUCUUCACCAUGCAAAUGAUUUUCUGCUCAUCCAUAAGACCUGUACUGAAGUGACAAACAACUGCAAAAUAAAGACUGAGCGCCAAAAGCAUCCAGUUACUUUUGCCCCUUGCAGUUUAGGGAGUGUGUUAAAAGAAAUAUACUGCAUCUCCCACACAGUUCUUUCUAUAGUGAUGUAAACCUACUCAAACUAAAGCGGACACUGGACACUUUAAUGUAGUAUCUGUUCUUUUAAUUCAAAGGGAGCAUUUGAAGCACAGAGCCUGAAGAACAAAAUGCCCUCAGUUCAAACAUCUGUCCAUGUGUCUGGCGUUUAGGAGCUCCUGUCUUGGCUCUCCUCCUCUUCAUGUGGGAAUUUAAAUCACGUUCACUAUUUUGUUGUGCCUGCACAAUGACAGCUAGCUUCUUGAAAUGCCAGAGUAUUUACUCUCUUUGUUUUUUCUUACUGUAGUGCAAAUGCUUUAACAUGUUGCCUGUUGUAUAUCUUCAUCUGUAAGUAGGUCCAG
This is a messenger RNA of Monopterus albus (swamp eel), 2487 nucleotides long. RefSeq names its product von Willebrand factor C domain-containing protein 2-like. Gene Ontology annotation, biological process: negative regulation of BMP signaling pathway. The coding region runs from base 214 to 975 and encodes 253 amino acids. The transcript has 3 exons. Gene Ontology annotation, molecular function: protein binding. The record is from RefSeq and is a predicted model, not a curated record. Lineage: Eukaryota; Metazoa; Chordata; Actinopteri; Synbranchiformes; Synbranchidae. Gene Ontology annotation, cellular component: AMPA glutamate receptor complex.